UACGAUUUGGCUACAGUUUCGGCUUCUCUUUUUUUCUCGUCCACCAACUUAAACUAGUUCUCUCCUCUUUCGUAGCAGAAAAUAUAAUUUUUGCAAUAUUUUCUUCCAGAGAAUCUCUCCAUUUUUAGGAUUCUUCUUCUCCUUCGUCUUCUUACACACAUUAGUCUCUCUAUUGAAUAAGAAUCUCAGCUCAGGUCGGAUUUUUAAGAGCUAACUAAGUUAAGAUGAUGGAAAUAGCUUACCAGCCUCGGGUUGAUUCCGAGAUCGAAUCACUAGUCGAGAGAAUCAACCCUCCCAGGGUUUGUGUAGACAACGACUCAGACCCAGAGUGCACACUUGUUAAGGUAGAUAGCGCGAACAAGUACGGGAUAUUACUGGACAUGGUUCAAGUUUUGGCUGAUCUUGAUCUUGUUAUCUCAAAAACUUACAUCUCAUCCGAUGGUGAAUGGUUCAUGGAUGUGUUUCACGUGACGGACCAACUCGGGAAUAAGCUCACAGACCGAAGCCUUAUUCUCUACAUUCAACAGGCUAUAUGUUCUAGUAGAACGGGAGGUAUAACGAAGGAGAUGCAGAGUAAUCUAAAACGGGAGGUGCAACAGCGCCACGUGUCUACAGAGCACACGGCGUUUGAGAUAACCGGGACAAACCGACCAGGUCUACUGUCCGAAAUCUCCGCCGUACUUUCGGACAUUGGAUGUCACGUGACAGCCGCUGUUGCGUGGACCCACCACGAGCGAGCGGCGAUGGUGAUUUAUCUAGAAGAUGGGUUUAACGGUGGGCCCAUUAUUGACCCGAUGAGAAAGGCCCAAGUAAAGGAUCAUCUGGAUACUGUCAUGGAGGCCCAUCAUAGGGUCGGCGAUGAGUCUCGCGUCGUGGUGAGGAUCGUCGAGGCUAAAGGAGCGCCGGUCGGCUGGGCUCACACUGAGCGACGACUUCACGAGCUGAUGUACGCCGAAGGGGACUACGAGAGCUGCUUCGACUGCGAUUGCUUUAGCGGUGACAGGUGCGAUGCCUUGUGGAGAGGAAGAUGUGAGAGGAUACACGUAGCGAUCGAGGCAUGCAAUGGUUAUUCAAUGGUGAACGUCAAGUGCAGAGACAGGCCAAAGCUACUAUUCGACACGGUGUGUGCUUUAAAAGAGUUACAAUUCGUAGUGUUUCACGCAGUCGCCGGAGCUAAAGGGUCCACGGCGGAGCAAGAAUAUUUCAUAAGGAAGAAGAAUGGGUGCACGUUGGAAACGGAAGUGCAAAGAGAGAGACUAAGACAUUGUUUGGUCGCUGCCAUAUCGAGACGCGCUUCACGAGGUUUGAAACUUGAGAUUCGGACACAGAACAAGAUGGGUUUGUUGUCGGAUGUGACUAGGGUUGUGAGAGAAAACGGGUUGUCGAUAACGAGGGCUGAAAUGAGUACGCAAGGUGAUAUCGCGGUUGGUUCGUUUUAUGUAACGGAUGUGAAUGGUGGUGAGACGGAUCCGAACGCUGUGGAAGCGGUUGUACGAGAAUUGGGUGGCGCGGUUGUGUCAGCUGUUAAAGCGGUUGGGAUGAUGUCGAUGAGGAUGGGUGGUUCAACGAGUGCUAGUGUGGAGCAGCAAGACAAAGCUAAGUCCUCGAUUGGGAGAAUGUUUUGGUCUAAAUUAGAGAGAUUAUCAACGUCGAUUAGAUCGUUGUGAAAUAUUUAAUUUUGGCCUCUCUUCAUUAAUUUGUCCUUGUAAAUAUAGCUUGAAUUUAGAGGAAUCUUUGCAGAUUGAAUUCGCAUAAUUGGUUUUAAGGUGAUA
Capsella rubella is the source of this 1772-nucleotide messenger RNA. RefSeq names its product ACT domain-containing protein ACR1. Bases 225 to 1667 code for a protein of 480 amino acids. The transcript is spliced from 7 exons. Lineage: Eukaryota; Viridiplantae; Streptophyta; Magnoliopsida; Brassicales; Brassicaceae. The record is from RefSeq and is a predicted model, not a curated record.